AUGUUCACAUUUAGAACAAUUUACAAAUUUACAAACAAAACAGUUGAUACAGAGGCUUUAUUAAAGAAACUCUAGACAAAAUCUUUAAUAACCCUAACAAGAGACAAUUAUUAAUUGAAUAUGGGUUUGAUGAUUCAAAGAGAUAUAAUAUUUCUUCAUUAUACAGAAGAAGAAAUGAAACUAAGAAAAUUUAGAUAUUAAUUAGGUAAGCAUUGAAGCAUAAUUUGUUAAUAGAAAAACGAAAUAAUUAUAUAACCAAAUUACCUAAAGAAUUGCAUGAAUAUACACAUUAUACAGGAGAUCAGAAUGUAUUUGGAGAUGAUACUCCAACUCAUGUAAGAUUAGUUGGAGAUGUUCGUUCUGUAUUUUUGGAAAAUAGUAAAUUCUUUAGACAUUGUGGUAUUGAUAAAAUAUAAUCAAUAGAUCCAAAUGAAAAUAAUAAUAAGCGAAUAUAAUAUAAUUCUUUGCAUACUGUAUACUUAUUAGUGAAACAAAAUGGAAUUUGGGGUUUUCCAAAUAUCAAUAUUGAAGAUAAAGAAACCUUUAAAGAAACAUAAACAAAAUUAUUCGAAAAAAUGACAUAAAAUACUUGGCAAGUAUUUAUAUAUUAUCAUUUAGGUAUACUAUUUUAAUAGACAGCCAAGGUUAGUAACAGUAGAUCCUAAUUCUGAUGAAAAUGCUAGAAUCAAAGGAAUUAAGACCAUCUAUUUUUAAGCCAAACAUUUAUAAGGAAAAGUUUAGAUUUUUGGAUAUGAUGAUUGGGCUUGGGUAUCAAGAUUAGAAAUGAAUAAAUAUCUAACAGAAUAAGCUUAUAAUAAAGUCAUUCAUGCUUUAGAUUUGUGA
Paramecium sonneborni is the source of this 843-nucleotide messenger RNA. The record is from the annotation of a GenBank genome assembly. NCBI's taxonomy places the organism in Eukaryota, Ciliophora, Oligohymenophorea, Peniculida, Parameciidae.